This is a messenger RNA of Nezara viridula (southern green stink bug), 234 nucleotides long. NCBI's taxonomy places the organism in Eukaryota, Metazoa, Arthropoda, Insecta, Hemiptera, Pentatomidae. The record is from the annotation of a GenBank genome assembly.
AUGGGCAUCUGGCGUCAUGAGAACCAUAUAGAGCACUUACCAUCAAUCAUAAACUCGUUUAAUCAACAUUAUAUGUUUCUGAAUGAUAACAUACGAUCACAUCGGGGCAGACUAAUUUCUACUAAAUUUUCUAAUCAAUAUAGGAAUGAGGUAUUUAGCAAAAUCUGCAAUGGCCGUAGAUAUAACGGAAAAAUUGGAAGACAUCUCAUCUGUUUUUGUUGUGGAAGAACGUAA